UUGCGCGCUCAGUUUUCUGCGAACUCUGGGAGAAGCUGCACCAUGAUGUGGAGUUUCCUGAUUCUGCUCGCGGCACUUGGUGAUUCUCGAACUUGGGCAGUUACGCUGGAGUUUUCUCUAAAUGAGGGGAAUGCCUGUCCCGAAAUGCCCAACUAUCCGAAGAGCACCUGCAAGAGGCAGUGCACCGAGAUAAUCCAGAGCCACAUUCGCCGCAAUACGCUGACGCACGAGAGUGUGGUGCACUGCAAUGUGGCCGAGCAGCUCGUCUGCUGCCCCAACCAUCCGCCCCAGAAUCCGUUCUCCAACCAGCUACAGGCACUCACUCACUCCGCAGCAGAAUCCGAUGCCCAGCCAGAUGCCCAAAAGACAUAUCCCCACAUGGCUGCGCUGCGCUAUCUAGAUCCCGUCACCCUGGACUCAUAUAUAUACCGAUGUGCCGCCGUGGUCAUCAAGCAGAACGUUGUGCUGACCUCGGCCUAUUGCGCCGGCUUGGAAGACAUCAUCCAGCAGCCAAAUCGUGUUCGCCUGGGUCUUGUGCCUCCUUUCAAGGAGGAGCUCCCCAUUAACGGCAGCUCCAACUACAAUAGCGAUCUCGUCCUGUUUCGACUAACCCGGAAUUACAGCAGUGAAGCCUUGGCCAAGAUCUGUAGCCAGCAGGACUUGGACAGCUCCCGUAGGCUGAUGGCCGUGGGCUUUGCCCAACGGAAUGGUGUCAACUGCGAGUGGUUCGAACAGGAGGUGUCUCUGCGACCCUUCAGCACAUGCAACAUUACCGUUUGGUCGCAGAUGCGCAGCGUGGAAGGCCAGACCCACUUUUGUGUCUACCCCAUCCACAUGCCGGCCACACCGAGAUCGGGUUCCUGUGUCCGCUGCCUGCGCGCCGGCGCCAGUGUCCUUCAUGCUGUCCACGCGGAUGGGAGUGCGUGUGUCGCCGGAGUGGCCACACCCACCGGCGGCAAAUGCUAUAGAUCCGGAAACGCGACUCUGUACUACAGCAGUCUGGUCAACGGAAACGUGCUGGACUUUAUCAACGGCAGUCAUUAAAUAA
Drosophila santomea is the source of this 1048-nucleotide messenger RNA. RefSeq lists its product as uncharacterized. NCBI's taxonomy places the organism in Eukaryota, Metazoa, Arthropoda, Insecta, Diptera, Drosophilidae. The record is from RefSeq and is a predicted model, not a curated record. Bases 43 to 1044 code for a protein of 333 amino acids. The transcript has 4 exons.